This is a messenger RNA of Drosophila nasuta, 1568 nucleotides long. RefSeq lists its product as uncharacterized. Lineage: Eukaryota; Metazoa; Arthropoda; Insecta; Diptera; Drosophilidae. The record is from RefSeq and is a predicted model, not a curated record. Bases 387 to 1487 code for a protein of 366 amino acids. The transcript is spliced from 3 exons.
GUACUUUGGUUUGUUUUUCUUGUAAAUUGUGAAAUUUCCAUACACUUCCGUGUGCACUUCAUGACACAGACACAUCACCCACCGAAGUCUGCGCUGGAGUGUGACUUAAAUCUGGCAUCUGCAUUGGUCAAGGCCUGAGGUCUUGCUUUAUUGCCCAAUCGAAUUGCUUUUGAUAUACGAUAAGCAAGAUAAGCAUUAUUUAUGCGCCGCAUAAAUCAAUUGUCCUAUUAAAACUUAUGAAAUAUUGUACAAUCUCUCUCAAGCUGCCGUCUUUCAAUUGUUCGCUGCACAUCUCGUGACACACAAUCGCUCUCGAAACGAAACUCAAUUAAAUAAUCACCCAUAAUAAGCGUGGUCUCCACAAAAGUCUCCCCAAGUCUCCGCACAUGUUUGCCACCGCUGCUGCUGCUGCUGAUGCUACUGUUGCAGUGGAUCGUCAAUCUAGUUGCAAAAUGAAACGGGAACGCGUCGCAUCUCUGUGUCUCCUCGGGAGCCUGUUAAUCUCGAUCUGUUCGGUUGCCUGCGCUGCACCGCAUAGUAAAAGCGAUGACAUUAUCAUGGUCGAGGACAUUGUGAGUCUGAGUCCAGGUGACAAGGAGGACACCAACGUGGCGCUAAUCACAAUGAGCGAGUCCAACUCCAGCGAGGAGGACAGCUCAUCGGCCAGCAAAGAGGACAAUGCGUCCGACGAUUUGAUUUUUCUGACACGCAAAAGUCAGACAUCAAAUGCAACUCAAACUCAAACCAAAGCCCAUGUGGAUAGCUCGGCAUCUGAGGAAGAACUGGAGGAGGAGGAGACAACAACAGCAACUUCGACUGUGUCCCCCAUAGACAUGUCUGCGUUUGUGGCACUAAUUCCUACACAACAAGUGCAUGCAAUUGUCAGCGAUUACCAUCGCAAUGACGCGGAGGUGCAACGGGCCUACAGAAUCCUCAGCAGUCGCUACUUCGCCGAAAAGAAGCAGUUGCUCAUCCAGUUGCCGGAAGUGCAGGCCUUCACUCGUUAUUUGAAUGCCAGUGGCCUGGAUGUGCUCAAGCUGGUAAAGGACGUGUUGCGGGCCAUUGGGCCGAGCAGCACGGAAGUGCCUACGCCUCAGCCAGAGUCUGCGACUGAGUCUGCAUCUGCGCCUGCAGAGGACAUCAGCAGCUCAGCGUGCAACGACGUGGCAUUGCCCCCAGAUAACCUCGAACCCCAAACGAACAGCACAAGGGAACAGGUGAAGGGACUACAGGGAUUGGUCGAUAGUGUGCUGGAAGCGCUGCCACAGGAUCAAAUAUUGGCCACAUUUUUCGAUAAAAUCGAAGCGGAUCAACAGUUCUCGAAACUCAUCGACAGCAUUGGCACGCCCAAGUUCUCCAAAAUUCUAAGCAAUCUGCAGAACUCUGUGCCGCUGCGUUAUCAGCUUGGCGAGCUGCAAAAAUGCCGUAUCAACAUUGGCCAAAUAGUUGAAUCUCUCAAGUCGUAUUUCUUCCUCUCGAGUUUCUAAUCACGAAUUUGUAAACACGCAACAAUUAAACGAUGUGUUCCACUUUUGAUAACGCAAAACGGGACGAAUUUGAAGCAAGCA